CUUGUGUGGACCAACAUGAUUAAUUUUAUAUUGGCCAUAUGGUGCGUAGUAAAUGUUAUAAUAACUUGAAAUUAAAUAAUAACUAAGCUCGACUCGAUAUAUAGAUCCAACCAGUAGCCUCUCUUAUUCACACCUAAUCUUCAUCUUCAUCUUCGCAUUCAUAGUCUCUACGAUCAGAUAGAUAAAAGAAGUCAACAACGAUGUCUUGGGACGAUGGAUCACACGCAAAGGUGAAGAAAGUGCAGCUAACCUUCGAUGAGAUCAUCUACUCAAUCCAGGUCACGUACGACGGAGCCACCGCUCUUCAAUCCCAGCUUCGCGGCUCCGUUGGUCCCAAAUCUGCUGAGUUCACUUUGGCUCCGGACGAGUACAUAACGGCCCUUUCUGCUUACGGCAAAUCGUUGAGUACGCAAGAAGUUAUUACGGCGUUGACUUUCACAACCAACAAGACUUCUUAUGGACCUUACGGUACCAAAUCCGGUUUCCAGAUUUCUGCUCCGGAAGCCACCGGUAAACAGAUCUCCGGUUUCCUUGGUACCAGCGGCAAUGUUCUCAACACCAUCGACGUUCACUAUUCUCCCAUACCUACUGGAGGAACUGGCACCGGAGGAACUGGCACCGGAACUGGCACCGGAACUGGCACUGGAACUGGCACUGGCACCGGAACUGGCACUGGAACUGGCACUGGAACUGGCACCGGAGGAACUGGCACUGGAACUGGCACCGGUACUGGAGGAACUGGCACUGGAACUGGCACCGGAGGAACUGGCACUGGAACCGGCACUGGGACUGGCACUGGAACCGGCACUGGGACUGGCACUGGAACCGGCACCGGAGGAACUGGCACUGGAACCGGCACCGGAGGAACUGGCACUGGAACCGGCACUGGGACCGGCACUGGGACCGGCACCGGAGGAACUGGCACUGGAACCGGAACUGGUACCGGUUCAGGUGCUCAGAAAUUGGAAGCACAAGGCAACAGUACAGGAGGUACAUCAUGGGACGAUGGAUCCGAUUACGAUGGCGUGACCAAGAUAUACGCAAGCUACGGUGGGGAAGGUAUUCAAUACGUCAAGUUCGACUAUGUGAAAGGUGGAGUAACAAAACAAGGAGUUCUACACGGUAAACAACAAAGUAGACAAAAUCCAAGAGAGUUUGUGAUUAACCAUCCGGAUGAGUAUCUUGUUUCUGUUGAGGGUUGGUAUGAAACCGUCAUGCUAGGAAUCCAGUUCAAAACGAACUUGAACACUUAUGAGGUCAGCAUCUAUCCUUUCGAACCUAGUACUGAUACUAAAUUUACUCUUCAAGUUCAAGACAAGAAGAUCAUUGGAUUUCACGGUUUCGCGGGCAACCAUGUUAAUUCCAUUGGAGCUUACUUCGUUCCAAAAUCCUCCACCACUCCUGUUCCUUCAACCCCUUUGAAGCUGACCGCAGAAGGUGGUGAGACAGGAGCUGUAUGGGACGAUGGUUCUCACGAUGAUGUUAAGAAAGUUUAUGUAGGACAAGGCCAAGAUGGUGUUGCAGCUGUCAAGUUUGAAUACAAAAAUGGUUCUCAGGUUGUUUUUGGAGAUGAACGUGGAACGAGAACAUUGCUAGGAUUCGAAGAGUUCGAGCUUGAAUCAGACGAAUAUAUAACAUCCGUGGAAGGAUACUACGAAAAAAACUUUGGAGUUGAUACUGUAGUGACAACGCUGAUUUUCAAGACUAGCAAGAACAAAACAGCUGGACCGUUUGGGAUUGUAUCUGGCACAAAGUUUGAAUUCAAGAAGGAAGGUUACAAGAUCACUGGGUUCCACGGACGAGCUGGUGAGUAUGUUAAUGCUAUUGGAGCUUAUUUAGCUCCAUCAGGCACCACCCCUUUGACUCCUGCAACACAAUCCCAAAAGCUAGAAGGAGCUGGUAGUGAGGCAGGAACUUUAUGGGAUGAUGGUGCUUUCGACGGUGUAAGGAAAGUGUCUGUAGGACAAGCCCAAGAUGGUAUUGGAGCGGUCUCGUUUGUGUACGACAAAGCAGGUCAGGUUGUAGAAGGAAAAGAACAUGGAAAACCCACAUUGCUUGGAUUUGAAGAGUUUGAGCUUGACUAUCCAAGUGAAUACAUCACGGCAGUUGAUGGCACCUACGAUGCAAUCUUUGGGAAUGAACCAAUCGUAAAUAUGCUUAGGUUCACGACUAAUAAGCGAGUAUCUAUUCCUUUUGGAAUAGGAGCUGGCACAGCCUUCGAAUUCAAGAAGGACGGUCAAAAGAUAGUUGGUUUCCAUGGAAGAGCUGGUGAUCUACUUCACAAAUUUGGAGUCCAUGUCGCGCCAAUAACCAAAUAAUUAUGGAGAUUUUAAGUAUCUUUUGAUGAUAGUUUACACACUUUGAAUAAGCUGAUUCUACUUUAUUUCUCUCUGUUUGUUUACUGCUUCAGUGUUUUAAGUCUUCUCUUUGUGUUUGUUGCUGUUGUGUCUUUGAUGGAUUUUUGUGAUCCGAUUUAAUAAAAGAAGUGUGUUCAAAGUAAUUCUCUAGUCUCUUUAUUUGAAAUUCCGGGGAUAGCAGAUUGGUUUCCGCAACAUUGACUCCAAGUUUAUAAUGAUCUUGAUGAUGGUCUAAAAGUUUUGAAUAAGCUGACUCUAAUUUACUAGGUUCUGUUUGUUUAUAUACCUUCAGAGAGUUUCAAGUCUUCUCGUUGUGGUCUUGUUCUGUUUUCUUGAUGUGAUUUCUUAUUC
Messenger RNA from Arabidopsis thaliana (thale cress), 2708 nucleotides. It is a transcript of the gene JAL34, whose product is annotated as Mannose-binding lectin superfamily protein. Gene Ontology annotation, molecular function: carbohydrate binding. Lineage: Eukaryota; Viridiplantae; Streptophyta; Magnoliopsida; Brassicales; Brassicaceae. The transcript has 6 exons. Bases 201 to 2318 code for a protein of 705 amino acids. The record is from RefSeq and is marked reviewed.